Oikopleura dioica is the source of this 234-nucleotide messenger RNA. Lineage: Eukaryota; Metazoa; Chordata; Appendicularia; Copelata; Oikopleuridae. The record is from the annotation of a GenBank genome assembly.
AUGCCAGUACUUCCUGCAGUGGGCCUGAUGAGGGCGGGAAAUGUAUGUGGUCUUUUGCGACCACUUUCCAAUCAAAUUUCUUUCUUGGGACAAAGAUCAUUUGCGGCUUUGUUCUACCCCUUCUCAUCAUCAUUUUAUGUUACAGGCACGGCUCCAAAACAGCAUCAAACAGAUCAUCAAGCACAUGAGGAGCUUUUAAAACAAGUUCAAUCGUCUAUAAAGUCCGGAAAGUGA